Messenger RNA from Lachancea lanzarotensis, 990 nucleotides. It is a transcript of the gene HIS2, whose product is annotated as LALA0S03e10396g1_1. The transcript has a single exon. Gene Ontology annotation, molecular function: histidinol-phosphatase activity. The record is from RefSeq and is a predicted model, not a curated record. Lineage: Eukaryota; Fungi; Ascomycota; Saccharomycetes; Saccharomycetales; Saccharomycetaceae. Gene Ontology annotation, biological process: L-histidine biosynthetic process. Gene Ontology annotation, cellular component: cytoplasm. The coding region runs from base 1 to 990 and encodes 329 amino acids.
AUGUAUUCACAUCACUCCCACUCAUUAGAUUACGUGGCUCACGGUGUUGAUUGCUUGGAAGAUGUGGUAGCCAGGGCUAAUGAGAUGAAGAUGGAGCUGUUUUGCUUAACCGAGCACAUGCCCCGGAUAGACGCCAAGUAUUUGUAUCCGGAAGAAACAUCGGAUUCUGCGGAAGAUGACUUGAAGACCCUACAAGGAAAAUUCGACAAAUUUCUUGAGCAUGCAUCAGAAGUCAAAGCUCGAAACUUGCCAACCAAGAUCAUUAUUGGGGUAGAAGUUGAAGGCUGUGAUACCAAUCACAUUGCAUAUGCGAAAGGAUUGAUGGAAAAGAAUGCAAACGUCCUGCAGUUUUGCGUGGGAUCGCAACACCACAUCAAUGGAAUUCCAAUUGACUUCGACCAAGGAGAAUGGAAUCGUGCAUUGGCUUAUUCGCAUAAUAAUUUGAGAUUGCUAGCUCGAGAUUAUUUCGAGCAACAAUAUAAACUCAUCUGCGAGCUUAAGCCACUAGUUUUAGGGCAUUUCGAUCUUUUUAGGUUGUUUUGUUCAAAAGAUAUUUUUUUCGACUCUGAGAACGGCCAGCUGGUGAGCAAAUCCGCCCCGAACGCAGUAUCGGCCGCGUCCGUAUCGUUCACAAAGAAAUGGGAUGACAUCAGGUUGCUCGCGGAAAGAAAUAUCAGGACAGUGGCCUCAUAUGGUGGCCUGAUGGAAAUCAACACGUCUGGUCUACGGAAGAAGCUGGAAGAUCCAUAUCCUGGCCGGGAGUUUGCACUCUUGGCCAAAAAUAUACCAGGAACGAGGUUUGUUCUCAGUGACGACGCCCAUGGCGUAUCCCAUGUAGGAGUUUGUUAUGAUCAAGCCUUGAAAUACAUGGACGAGAUACUCCAGUUAGAUGAGCUACACUUUCUAGUAGACAAUGCUGGUACCCUGGAAGUGGAUUCAAUAAAGCUUGCGGAUUUGAAAUCUUCACCUUUCUGGCAACAAUAUGGUUGA